Messenger RNA from Colletotrichum karsti, 561 nucleotides. RefSeq names its product inosine triphosphate pyrophosphatase. The record is from RefSeq and is a predicted model, not a curated record. Gene Ontology annotation, cellular component: cytoplasm. Gene Ontology annotation, molecular function: nucleoside triphosphate diphosphatase activity. Lineage: Eukaryota; Fungi; Ascomycota; Sordariomycetes; Glomerellales; Glomerellaceae. The transcript has 6 exons. Bases 1 to 561 code for a protein of 186 amino acids. Gene Ontology annotation, biological process: nucleoside triphosphate catabolic process.
AUGGCUACGCCACCAGUCGUCAACUUCAUCACUGGCAACGCCAAUAAGUUGCGUGAGGUCAAGGCUAUCCUCGAGCCAGCGAUCACCGUCGAGAGCCAGCCAGUGGAUCUGGAGGAAGUUCAAGGAAAUGUCGAGGAGGUCACUAUGGCCAAGUGUCGCAAGGCUGCAGACACGAUCCGUGGUCCCGUCCUCGUUGAGGACACCUGCCUGUGUUUCAAGGCUCUUAAUGACCUCCCUGGCCCUUAUAUCAAGUGGUUCAUGCAGUCCAUCGGACACCAGGGUCUGAACAAUCUCUUGGCCGCUUAUGAGGACAAGUCUGCCGACGCUGUCUGCACCUUUGCCUACUCGCCCGGUCCUGGUCAUGAGCCCGUCCUCUUUCAAGGUCGUACAAGGGGCAAGAUCGUGCCGCCCAGGGGCCCGUCUGACUUCGGCUGGGACGCCAUUUUCGAGUACGACGGCCAGACCUAUGCUGAGAUGGACAAGGCCGCGAAGAACAAGAUCUCCCAUCGAGGCCUCGCCCUCAAAAAGCUCCAGGACUGGUUUGGCAAGCAGGCAAACUAG